CAUUUGGGAUAUUAUUUUCUGAUCAGAGCCAAAAGAGUUAUCAGAAGGAUAUUAAAGAGGACGAUAAGAAGAAUAAUGAGUAUGAAUAUGCCAGAUGGUUUGCUAAACAUAGAAGAGUUGCC
Messenger RNA from Racocetra fulgida, 122 nucleotides. The record is from the annotation of a GenBank genome assembly. NCBI's taxonomy places the organism in Eukaryota, Fungi, Glomeromycota, Glomeromycetes, Diversisporales, Gigasporaceae.